Messenger RNA from Botrytis fragariae, 360 nucleotides. RefSeq lists its product as uncharacterized. The transcript has 4 exons. NCBI's taxonomy places the organism in Eukaryota, Fungi, Ascomycota, Leotiomycetes, Helotiales, Sclerotiniaceae. Bases 1 to 360 code for a protein of 119 amino acids. The record is from RefSeq and is a predicted model, not a curated record.
AUGGAGUUUAUAGAUACUCCAAAUAUAUUUAUCUAUAUAAAAGGAUUAGAUGAACUAAUGGUUAACCAACUAGCUUACCUUAAUAAUAUAGAUAUCCAGAUUACAACUAAAAUUGAAAUUUAUAUUAAUAAGCUUAUAAAUAUAUUAAAUAAAGCGAUCCGAGUAAUCAGCAAGAUUAAUCGAAAGUAUUAUUUGGUAUUGAAGUAUGGUAUUAAAGGUUAUUUUUGUUAUAUCAAUAAAGUAAUCAAUACCACUACAAAAGAAAUGAUUCCGGUAUAUAAAAUUAUAUUAAUAAUAGUUUUUAUUAAAGAAACCAACCUGCCAUUGGGAAUAGUUAUAUUAGAACAUGCUAAGCUAUAA